AUGAUUAGCAGAAAAGGCGAAGUAGCUACUUUCACCCCAAGGGCCAUUACGAAUAGGCCUAUAAGUAGCAACCGACGGAGGGGUAGAAACGAAAUAACAGAGGAACAGAAAAAUGAGAUAAAGGAAGCUUUCGAUUUAUUUGACACGGAAAAAACGGGGAAAAUCGACUACCAUGAAUUGAAGGUGGCAAUAAGAGCACUUGGGUUUGACAUAAAGAAGGCGGACGUUUUGGAACUGAUGAGGGAAUACGAUAAAUCAAAUUCCGGCUAUAUAGACUACAAUGAUUUUCUGGACAUCAUGACGCAAAAGAUCGGAGAUAGAGACCCAACGGAGGAAAUAAUCAAAGCGUUUAAAUUGUUUGACGACGACGACACAGGAAAAAUAUCGCUAAAGAAUUUGCGGAGGGUGUCCCGAGAACUGGGAGAAAACCUAUCCGAUGACGAACUGCAAGCGAUGAUAGACGAAUUUGACAAGGACAUGGACGGCGAAAUUAGCCAAGAGGAAUUCCUCAGCAUAAUGAAACAAACCAGUCUUUACUGA
This is a messenger RNA of Plasmodium knowlesi strain H, 540 nucleotides long. Its product is annotated as centrin-3, putative. Gene Ontology annotation, molecular function: calcium ion binding; microtubule binding. The coding region runs from base 1 to 540 and encodes 179 amino acids. The transcript has 5 exons. The record is from RefSeq and is a predicted model, not a curated record. Gene Ontology annotation, biological process: spindle pole body duplication. NCBI's taxonomy places the organism in Eukaryota, Apicomplexa, Aconoidasida, Haemosporida, Plasmodiidae. Gene Ontology annotation, cellular component: microtubule organizing center.